AUGGACGAUAGCCUGUCGCAGGAGGAUUGUUGGACGUUGAUCUCCUCCUUCUUCGACGCACACAACUUGGUCUUCACUCAAAUCAACUCAUUCAACGACUUUAUCAUGCAUCAGAUCCAAGACGUCGUUGACGAUGACAACGUCAUUACCCUCGAUGCGUUCAAUCAGCACACCGACACAGAUGGCGACCGCACUGCUCGCUAUGAAAUUCAGUUUGGACAGAUUUAUUUGUCGAAACCCGAACAUACAGAAUCCGAUGGUGUACCUACUAUGCUAUACCCGGCUGAAGCGCGUAUGCGUAAUCUUACAUACGCCGCGAAGCUUUAUGUCGACAUCACGACCAGGAAAAUGAUUGCUAGUGCUCCCGGUGCUACUGGACCCGACACUGAAUGGGAGAUUGAACAUGAGGACGCCGCGCCUUCUAAGAUCGAGUUGGGUCGUGUACCAAUCAUGUUGAGGAGUAACUACUGUUUGUUGAAUGACCUUUCUGAUGGUGACUUGCAACGGCAAGGCGAGUGUCCUUAUGAUUUGGGAGGUUAUUUCGUCAUCAACGGUUCCGAGAAAGUCAUCAUCGCGCAAGAGCGCUCUGCAGCAAAUACCGUGCAGGUCUUCAAGAAGAGCGCUCCUAGUCCAGUUCUCUGGCAAGCGGAACUUCGGAGUGCUGUUGAGAAGGGAAGUAAACUCAUUUCGUCGACAGUGAUCAAAUUCGGAAAGUCGGGUGACAAGGAGAGGGGUGUGGGCAACACUUUGAAGGCCACGUUGCCAUACAUUAAGUCUGACAUCCCUAUCGCAAUUGUCUUCCGUGCCUUGGGUGUUGUGGACGAUCGUGAGAUUAUGGAGCGUAUCUGUUAUGACGAGAAUGACUACCAAAUGCUUGAUCUUUUGAAGCCAUGUUUGGAAGAAGCUGACGUGAUCUUGGAGAAGGAUCUUGCUUUGGACUACAUCGGCAGACGUGGUAACAACCCACAAAUGGGUCGCGAGAAGCGUCUGAGGUAUGCGCACGAUAUCAUGCAGAAGGAGUUGUUGCCUCACAUCACUACUUCAGUUGGGUUUGAGAAUCGCAAGGCAUUCUUCUUGGGUUACAUGUGUCACAGACUUCUGCUUUGCGCUUUGGAGCGAAGAGAUCAGGAUGACCGUGAUCACUUCGGCAAGAAGCGUCUUGAUCUCGCUGGUCCUCUUCUCGGCGGUCUUUUCCGUAUGCUCUUCAAGAAACUCAGCCGUGAUGUCUACAAAUACAUGCAAAAGUGUGUUGAGACAGGCAAGGAGUUCAACGCUGCUGCUGGUAUGAAAACUUCGACCAUCACUCAGGGUUUGAAAUACUCUCUUGCUACUGGUAACUGGGGUGACCAGGCAAAGGGAUUGGCCAAUCGUGUGGGUGUGUCUCAGGUGUUGAAUAGAUAUACGUUUGCUUCAACGUUGUCUCACUUGCGUCGUACCAACACGCCUAUUGGUCGUGACGGAAAGAUCGCGAAACCUCGUCAGUUGCACAACACUCAUUGGGGUUUGGUGUGUCCAGCUGAGACUCCUGAAGGACAAGCCUGUGGUUUGGUAAAGAACUUGUCGCUCAUGUCCUACAUUUCCGUGAGCCGACCUUCCGCUCAGAUCAUCGAGAACUUGAACAACUGGGGUAUUGAGGGCUUCGAGCAGUAUUCGGCGAACGCUGUUCCUGAUGCUACGCGAAUCUUCUUAAACGGUGUAUGGUUGGGUGUCCACCGCGACCCAAGCAUUUUAGUAAAUGCACUCCGUGACAUGCGUCGUACAGCGGAGAUCCCAGUUGAUGUUUCUGUGGUGCGUGAUAUCCGUGAGAGGGAGGUGAGGAUCUUCACCGAUGCGGGUCGUGUUAUGCGCCCGUUGUUCAUCGUUAAUAACGAAGAGCCUUCGGAGGAAAAUGGAUGGGUCGACAAACGUGGUGAUUUGGUUAUUACCCAUAACCAUGUUGAGCGCAUCCGCGAGUCGAAAUACAAUGCUGACAAUGACAUCGAGACAAACGAAGCGCCGUAUGACUGGCACUCUCUGGUUCGCGAAGGUUGCGUUGAGUACAUCGAUGCGGAAGAAGAAGAGACUUGCAUGAUCGCCAUGACCACAGAAGACCUCGACUGGGCUAAGGCAGUGAAGGCAGGUUGGGAACCUGCAAAGGAGAAACAGCAGGAUCAGAGUGCUGUCGGUGAGCGCUUGAAGACCUAUGCAAGCAAACACCAACAGACAUACACCCAUUGCGAGAUUCACCCGAGUAUGAUUUUGGGUGUGUGCGCAAGUAUCAUCCCCUUCCCCGAUCACAACCAGUCUCCGCGUAACACAUAUCAGUCUGCAAUGGGUAAGCAGGCUAUGGGUAUCUUCUUGUCAAAUUUCCAGACUCGUAUGGAUACGAUGGCAAAUAUUCUCUAUUACCCGCAAAAGCCGCUGGCUACUACGAGAUCUAUGGAGUACCUUCGCUUCCGUGAGCUUCCUGCAGGACAAAACGCUAUUGUCGCCAUUCUGGUUUACAGUGGUUACAACCAGGAAGAUUCGGUUAUUAUGAACCAGAGCAGUAUCGACCGUGGUUUGUUCCGUAGUUUGUACUACCGAUCCCAUGUUGAUGCAGAGAAGAAGGCUGGCAUGCAGACUGUGGAAGAGUUUGAGAAGCCUACGCGUCAGACUACUCUCCGCAUGAAGCAUGGAACGUAUGACAAGCUCGAAGAUGAUGGAUUUGUCGCUCCUGGCACCCGCGUUUCCGGUGAGGAUAUCAUCGUCGGUAAGACCGCACCCAUCGCUCCGGACAGUGAAGAGUUGGGUCAAAGGACAAGGCUGCACAGCAAGCGCGAUGUAUCCAUGCCAUUGAAGUCAACGGAAAACGGUAUCGUCGACCAAGUUGCAGUCACGACAAACGCCGAAGGUAUGAAGUUUGUGAAGGUUCGUGUCAGGUCAACCCGUGUUCCGCAGAUUGGUGACAAGUUCGCUUCUCGUCACGGUCAGAAGGGUACCAUUGGUAUCACCUACCGCCACGAAGACAUGCCCUUUACUGCCGAGGGUGUUACACCGGAUAUCAUCAUCAAUCCUCACGCCAUUCCUUCUCGUAUGACUGUUGCUCACUUGAUUGAAUGUUUGUUGAGUAAAGUUGGUGCCCUCAGUGGUUUGGAAGGUGAUGCUACACCCUUUACCGAUAUCACGGUUGACCGUAUUUCGAAAUCUCUUCGUGAAUAUGGAUAUCAAUCUCGUGGUUUCGAGGUUUUGUAUCACGGUCACACGGGUCGCAAGCUUGUUGCGCAGGUGUUCUUCGGACCUACCUAUUAUCAGAGAUUGAAGCAUAUGGUUGACGACAAGAUCCAUGCCCGUGCUCGUGGACCUGUUCAGAUCCUAACAAGACAGCCUGUCGAAGGUCGUUCAAGAGAUGGAGGUUUGCGUUUCGGAGAGAUGGAACGUGAUUGUAUGUUAUCCCAUGGUGUGGCAGCAUUCUUGAAGGAGCGUCUGUUUGAUGCUUCCGAUGCCUACCGUAUCCACGUGUGUGAUAUUUGUGGGUUGACGGCUAUCGCCAACUUGAAGAAGAACGAGUACGAAUGUCGUUCUUGUCACAACAAAACCCAAAUCUCACAGAUUCACCUUCCAUAUGCGGCCAAGCUUUUGUUCCAGGAGCUCAUGGCCAUGAACAUUGCACCACGCCUUUUCACCUGA
Molecule: messenger RNA, 3648 nt
Organism: Saitoella complicata NRRL Y-17804
Lineage: Eukaryota; Fungi; Ascomycota; Saitoellomycetes; Saitoellales; Saitoellaceae
Product: DNA-directed RNA polymerase II complex subunit Rpb2
Exons: 3
Coding region: 1-3648 (1215 amino acids)
Biological process (GO): DNA-templated transcription
Cellular component (GO): RNA polymerase II, core complex
Molecular function (GO): DNA-directed RNA polymerase activity; ribonucleoside binding; DNA binding
Source: RefSeq, a predicted model, not a curated record